This is a messenger RNA of Cryptococcus amylolentus CBS 6039, 1609 nucleotides long. RefSeq lists its product as hypothetical. Gene Ontology annotation, cellular component: membrane. Gene Ontology annotation, molecular function: amino acid transmembrane transporter activity. Gene Ontology annotation, biological process: amino acid transmembrane transport. The transcript is spliced from 12 exons. The annotation marks the transcript as partial. The record is from RefSeq and is a predicted model, not a curated record. Lineage: Eukaryota; Fungi; Basidiomycota; Tremellomycetes; Tremellales; Cryptococcaceae.
AUGAACGACGAAAAGAAUAACGACGUCCAAAAUGGUAGCAACUACUCGGCAGAGACGCCGGCGGGAGAGAAAGGGGAGCAAGACAUCGAGUGUACGGUUGUGACCGCUGUCGAUGACAGAGAGGCAUAUGGGGAUGGCAAUUUGGUCCCUCGUGACCCUCUCCAACGACACUUGAAGGGGCGACAUGUCAGUUUCAUUGGGUUCGGUGGUGGUAUCGGUGUCGGUCUGUUCGUUGCCAGUGGUGCUGCUCUUGCCAAAGCAGGUCCUGCAGGUGUGCUUUUAGCUUACUCUCUUACUGGUACGAUAUCGUGGUCUUUGAUGCAAUCUAUCGGGGAAAUGACCACCCUGCUGCCAUCUGCCGGUAAUUUUCCAAACCUGGCAGGACGUUUUGUCGACCCCGCAUUCGCUUUCGGCCUGGGAUGGAAUUUACUUGUUACUAGUUUCGGCCUCGCUAUCGCUUCAGAGCUCUCCGCCGUCGCAGUGCUCAUCGGCUACUGGUCCUCUCUCAACGCUGCUAUCUGGAUCGCGGUGGCUCUCGUUCCCAUGAUCUGUAUCAACUUCAUAUCCGUGAAAUGGUAUGGUGAGGCUGAAGUCAUCACCGCAAGUAUCAAGGUCAUUACUUUUGUUAUACUGAUUAUUCUGGGCAUUAUACUCGACCUCGGUGGUGGGCCUACGCACGACAGGAUCGGGUUCAGGUAUUGGAAAGACCCUGGAGCGUUCAACACAUACUCGGGGAUAACAGGAUCACUUGGUCGCUUUCUGGCAUUCUUCUCUACCUUUGUCACCGCUGCGUUCUCCUACAACGGUGGAGAGGUGGUCGUGCUUGCGGCAGCAGAGUGCACCAAUCCCCACAAGCAGAUCCCGAGAGCAGUCAGGAGGGUCGUUUAUCGUAUUAUCUUCUUUUAUGUGAUCGGUAUCCUCCUUAUCGGUAUGCUCGUCCCUUACAACGACGCUCGUCUGACUGGUGGCACCGGCAACGCCGCGUCUUCUCCCUUCGUGGUCGCCAUUGAGAAUGCUGGUAUCUCUGUCCUCCCAUCCAUAUUCAAUGCUGCCGUGAUCACCAGUGCUUGGUCAGCCGGAAACACAUACAUCUACGCUGGCUCACGAUCGCUCGUCGCUCUGUCUUUGGGCGGGAAAGCGCCCAAAUUCUUUGCAAAGACAAACAAGAGAGGAAUCCCAUACUACUCGGUGGCUUGUAUCUCUUCUUUCGGGCUGUUGGCUUUCCUCAGUGCUGGAUCGGGUGGCGCCACUCAGGCUUUUGAAUGGCUCCAAAGUAUCACCUCUCUUACUGGCCUUCUUACCUGGGGCUCCCUUUGCUUUACCUACACUCGAUUCCACGCCGCACUCAAAGUCCAAGGCAUCGAGCGAAACACUUUGCCCUGGAAGAGUCUGUGUCAACCGUAUUUGGCAUACUAUGGGACAUUCAUGUGUUCAGUUAUCGUGUUGUUCAGUGGGUUCUCGGUGUUUUUGAAGGGAAACUGGAAUGUCUCCGACUUUGUGGCAAACUAUAUCAGUGAGUCUUCCGUUGUAUUUCAUUCCCAUGGGUUGCUGGAAGAUAUUCAAGAAGACCAAGGCAGGUCGCAUUUUUGCUUGUGCAUCUACCGACUGA